AUGGGUGGAAGAAGUCGCGCAACUCUACGUCGUGUGAAGAAGAAAAGGCAGCAGGAAAACGGGUCUGUAAAUACUAAAGAUGGAUCAAAUAGUCUAAAUUCAAGAAAAUCCCGACAUGAUCACCACAAGACGUUGUACGAUAGCAACUCGGACUCUUCUGACGAAGGGACUCAAGCCGUUGCCAUCCCUCUGCCAUCUUUGGAAGAUAAUCACGGCGUGCUUGACUUGGUUCAUCAGCUAGAGACGCAGUCAAAUUCAUCAAGCAAACGAGCACGUACUGAAUUGGAGAAGCAUGUGGUGGAGCAGCGCAAAAAAAGAUUUCGUGAAGAGAAAGCAGAGAAGAUUGUAUGGCGUAAAUUUGACAGAGAGAACCUUGCUUUUAAGCAGUUUUACGAGCGAAUCUUAGGACUGGAAAAGAACGAGUUUGAACGCUUUUUGGCUUGUUUAAAAGAGCCACUACCGGUGUACAUGCGGAUAAAUGGUAACUACUCGAGUCUGAGCGAGAUUGUGACGGGAUCAUUGGAGCUGGACUUCAAUCUUAAAAACGUGACAGUUCCCACACCUGUUGGUGGGGGUGAGCUACACAUGUGUUUUCGACCCGAAUCGUGGGUACCUGGGAAGAGAUUGUGGAAGUUGUCCGUAGAUAGUAAAUUAUUUCGCAAGGUCGAAACACUCCGAUCGCUCAGUACGUAUGUGCGUAUGCAGGGAUCAUUGGGAAUGCUACUUCGGCAAGACCCAGCUGCGACUGUACUGUCGGCAUUCUUAGAUGUUCAGCCAGGUCAGCGGGUGCUGGAUCUUUGUGGUGGAGGUGAACAUCGUGCGCCGAUUUUGGAAGAAUAUCUUUUUUCUGGUCGACAGGCUAACGCGGGAUUUAGGGAUAUUUUAAGCGCUCGGAAUGUUUUGGUGAUAAACGAACGUGACGCCACGGCGGCUGCAUCCACUGCGCGGAAUUUGACACGAACAAUACCACUUGCGCGCGAUCUCAUUGUUACUGGGCACAAGCCGGAGGAAUUUCCGACAUCAAAAAGUGCUAAUGCUUUAUUUGACCGUGUUAUUUGCUGUGCACCGUGUUCUGGCGAUGGACUGAUUCGUAAAUUUCCGGAAAGAUGGCGGACGUGGAGCCCGAAUGAGUCGUUAGCGUACCACCCAGACCAGGUACGUGUGGCUGAACAUGCCGCGACUCUCCUGCGCAUUGGAGGCAGUAUGCUUUACAGCACGCGGUCUUUGAAUCCGAUUGAAAAUGAGGCGGUGGUAGCUGAGCUGCUUCGACGAUCAAAGGGCGCAUUAAAGCUGUUAGUCACAGAGAAUGUUCUUAAAGAGUUGCGGCGCUCGAACGGCUUGACCAAGUGGUCUGUUCUAGAUUUAGCUUCGUGGGAUGACGCCCCAGAGAGCCAGAGACAUCGCCUUCGUCCGUCCAUGUGGCCACCCUCCGAUGAAGAAUGCAAUGAUAUGCAUUUGGAUCGUUGUGUCCGCAUCUUACCUCAUCAGAAUGAUACCCACGGCCUCUUUCUCGCUGUCUUUCAAAAGGUUCAUGAAAUUAAUACUCAAGUUGCAGGACCGGCCCCACUUUUGCAGUCAAUGAAGAAGACGAAGGCAAAUGGGAACAAGGAAAAAACGCAGACGAAGGCUAAAAAGCCUUUUGGCAGCUUUACCAAGAUCGACCAGCACCACGUUGCAUCCAUUCAAUCAUUUUAUGCCCUGGAAAGCAACCCAGUGCUCUUAGAACGCGUAGGAAUGGCUCGUCAAAAGCGUGCCGUGCAUCUAGUGACACCCGCAGUAGCAGAACUUCUGACGAAUCAGCUUCAGGGACGCUUAAGUAUAUAUCACGCCGGCGUAUAUGCGAUGCGACCAGCUGCUGGACGUGAUUGCGUUGCCGAUGAACUUACAGACAAUGGCGCCCAUGCAUUGCUUCCCGAAAUGAAAGGACGAAUUUUGAGCUUGCCCCAGGAAAAAUUCACGUCAUUUUUGAAAGCGCGCGAAAUUUGGCUAAAGAAUGCUGGAGAUCAUGCUUGUGAACAACUUGCUAACAUGACCGAAGGAAGUGUCGUCAUAGUGUUAGAUGAGAUGGAACCUGCACAGACUAGGGACCAAGAUAUCUUGUUAGUCGCUGUCAAGCGACACAAUUCGUGCUCGAUCGUAUCGUCUCCUGCAUCUAUUGCACGAGUCAAGUCGCUCUUAGAGGAAUUUGCUAACACGGGUGAUGGCGAGGACGGCUACGACUCGUUAGAAUUCGAAAACGAUUAA
Messenger RNA from Plasmopara halstedii, 2244 nucleotides. RefSeq names its product nol1 nop2 sun family protein. Gene Ontology annotation, molecular function: methyltransferase activity. NCBI's taxonomy places the organism in Eukaryota, Oomycota, Peronosporomycetes, Peronosporales, Peronosporaceae. The transcript has a single exon. Gene Ontology annotation, biological process: RNA methylation. The record is from RefSeq and is a predicted model, not a curated record. The coding region runs from base 1 to 2244 and encodes 747 amino acids.